Molecule: messenger RNA, 2943 nt
Organism: Neohortaea acidophila
Lineage: Eukaryota; Fungi; Ascomycota; Dothideomycetes; Mycosphaerellales; Teratosphaeriaceae
Exons: 3
Coding region: 1-2943 (980 amino acids)
Biological process (GO): GPI anchor biosynthetic process
Cellular component (GO): endoplasmic reticulum membrane
Source: RefSeq, a predicted model, not a curated record
AUGGCGCCGCGCCAUCGCCGCUCCCACCUCCUCUCCCUCAUCCUCUCCAACAUCCUCAUCCCCCUCGCGGUCUUUGUCUUUGCGACUGGCUUCUUCCCUUACAAACCUUUCCUUCCUGGCCUUGCUACUUUUCACGAUGAUGAUUUAGGGAGUACUGUGCCUCGCUCUCCUCGGCCGCGCGCAGUCUUCGACCGUGUGAUUUUCAUGGUCGUUGAUGCGCUGCGGAGUGAUUUUGUCUAUGGGUAUGAGUCGGGGUUUGAAUUUACGCAGAGCCUCAUCCGCUCCGGCGCCGCCCUGCCCUUCACAGCCCAUGCCACGCCCCCAACCGUCACAAUGCCGCGCAUCAAAGCCCUGACUACCGGCUCCGUGCCCUCCUUCCUCGACCUUAUCCUUAACUUCGCCGAAAGCGAUACUUCCUCCUCCCUCGCGCAGCAGGAUACAUGGCUCGCGCAAAUUCGCGCUGCGGGCGGCGAGCUGGUCUUCUAUGGGGAUGACACAUGGUUGAAGCUCUUCCCUGGCAUCGCGGAGGAGGGGAGAGACUUCUUUCUGCGCUCCGAGGGCACAAGCUCUUUCUUCGUUUCGGACUUUACCGAAGUGGAUCUCAACGUAACGCGCCAUGUGCCCUCUGAACUGCGACAGAGCGACUGGCAAGCACUCAUCCUGCACUACCUCGGCCUCGAUCACAUUGGGCACAAAACUGGUCCCCAGGGACCGAAUAUGCUGCCCAAGCAGCGCGAGAUGGACGGUGUUGUGCGCAUGAUUUACGAGGCGAUGGAGACGGAGGUGCAUCUGCAACGCACGCUUCUGGUGCUCGCGGGCGAUCAUGGAAUGAAUGCUGGUGGCAAUCACGGCGGUAGUGGACCCGGUGAGACCGAGCCUGCAUUACUCUUUGCUAGUCCACGGUUGAAGGAUAUGGUUGGGCAAAAGGGGAGAAGGGAGUACGAAUGUCCUACUUCACCGAAGGAGGGCACGGAGUUUCAUUACUAUUCUAAGGUGGAGCAGAGCGAUGUUGUGCCUGUCCUUGCGACGUUGUUGGGGUUGCCGAUUUCGAAGAACAGUUUGGGGGUUCUGAUUCCGGAGCUUGCGGAGGGUGUGUGGGUGGGUGGCAAGGGGGGAGAGGAGGGCUUGGGGCAUUUGGAACGCAAUGCUAGGCAGAUGUUGGAGAUUGUGAGGGCGAAGUAUGGGGUGGAGGGGUUUGAGGCGAGAAGUGCGAGGUUCAGGACGACGCUGGGUGGUGAGCUUGGAGAAAAUGCAUGUUGGCUUGCCAAUGGCGACGAAGAGCAACUGGCUUGCGAAUGGGCACAAGUGUCGCUGGUCCUGGAGAACAGGGCUGGCGGCGGAGGGAAAGAUGCCGAGACAGCACAGAAGACUCUCUACCGCUUCCUCGCCCACGCCCAGGAAGCCAUGAGCGACACGGCCAGCUCCUACGACAUCCCUCGCAUGGUCGGCGGAAUGGUGCUUGUCGCCUGCGCACUUGUGGCCGCCGUGGCCUCUUUUCUAUCCUCCUUCUGGCCUCCAAGCACUGCCGGCGUCUUCUUCACCCUCCUCAGCCUCCUUUACGGCAUCAUGAUGUUCGCCAGCAGCUACGUGGAAGAAGAGCAGCAUUUCUGGUACUGGCUAACACCCGCCUGGAUCGCGCUCCUCAUCGCAAGAAACUUCUUCCACUCCAGCGACAACUCCUCCCACGCAACGCGCACCCUCCUCGCCGCCUCCCUCCUCCUCCUAACCCACCGCCUCUCCCUCCGCUGGAACCAAACCGGCCAGAAACACGCCGGCGAAGCAGACAUCGUGCACACCUUCUUCCCCUCCCACCAUAUCCUCCUCUGGCUGCUCAUCCUCGCCACUUAUCUCCUCAACGCCUUCCAGCUGCACGUGCGCACUUUCGCAGAUAUCCUGUCCCGCGAGCUGGCCAUGUGUUUGGAAUCCACGCUCGUGGUGCUGGCGAUUGUGUUCAAGUUGAACUUCACGCAGGCUGAUGCGCCCGAGUUGGUGCGGGGGUUGGGGAGGGUGAUUCGCGAGGUCAGCGAGGAGUUUCCGCUUGUGCCGCAGGCGCGGGCGGUGUUUAUUUUGCUGGGCGUUGGGGUGGGGGUUUUGGGUGUGUGGGGGGUGAUGAGCUGGUCCCGUCUUUCGACUGGGAAGGCUGGAGAGGUGAAGGACGGAAGAAGGGUAAUAUCCAUGCCGGAGCGACUACACCCUCUGCUCACGCUGUUUCUCAUGACGCAGACGCGCGCGCCGAACGUGCCGCUUUUCCUGUUCAUGGAGGUGCAGCGGUAUUGUUUCGACCGACUCAUCUCGCGGGAACCACGAACAUCAACAACGGACAAAGGAGGAGAAGUGCAAGAAGCGACUUCAACGAUGGAAGUGGCAACAACGGCCCUCCUCUUCUCCCACGCGACCUACUUCAGCUUCGGCGGCUCCAACUCGAUUUCCAGCAUCGACCUCAGCAAUGCGUACAACGGCGUGGCGGACUACAACAUCACCGCCGUGGGCGUGCUGCUGUUCGCGAGUAAUUGGGCGGGAGCGAUUUGGUGGUGCAGUGCGGCUGUGCAGCUCCUCAUGCCGAAGCGCACUCCGCCACCUUCUGCUAAAAAGGCAGCCAGACGACAGGACGGCGGGGAGAGGGAUUGGGUGAUGGUUGAGCGGGCGAAACUCCACGAAGACGCUGUCCUCGCCGCACGCACAUCUGCUGAUCAAAAGACGACGAGCCUUCCAGCCUUGCUUGGAGAAGGCCUUUGGACUACCUACGUCUCCGCCAUGACCGCCUUCGUCGCCACGGGCCUACUGGCCGUCAUGGCGGCUUGCACGGCGCUGCGCACGCAUCUGUUCAUCUGGACGGUGUUUAGCCCCAAAUACCUGUAUGCUAUGGCGUGGGCUGUGGGCUGGCAUUUGGUGGGGAAUAUUGGGUUGGGGAGUGUGUUGUAUUGGUUGAGACAAGUUGGGUAG